AUUUCUCUUGUCUCGUUGAUCUUGAAAUCCAAUUAUUGAUCCAAACAAACGCGUAUAUCAAAAAAAAAAACUUCCUUCCUGCUUCUGACCUUCUUGCUCUACUACUCCAUCAUCAUCAGAUCCAACUAAAGCAGAAAAUAACCAACCCACUCCAGAAAAGCACAAUUCCCUUCUUCUUGGAAGGAACCGAAUAUGGACUCGUCGGAGCAACGCCGCAAGCGCAAGCGCCUCCUCAGGCCAUCGACGCCGCUGCCCCAUCUCCUCUCCGUGAGGUCUUUCCUCUUAUUCUUCUGCUUCUUGCUCUUUCUGUAUCUUCUCUCCUUCAAAAUCCCCAUCACUCCCUCCUCCUUCCGACCCGUAUUGGUUGUUUCAAGCUUCUCUCUACUUUCUUCUUCUUCGACUACUGGUGUUGAACCGUUUCGAGGCUUCGGUCGUGUUUUGCAUCCGGUCAGAAUUGAGGGCCGGGUUUUGUUCCCGGAUCAUGUUCUGUUGCUGGCCAGAAAUAGCGGGGUGUCCGCUGAGGAGACACUGGAGUGUGCGUAUGUUAGUGGAGGAAAUGCAGUUUCGUUGAAUGUAUCAUCUGCGGAUGAUUAUGAUCAAUCCAGAGUCAUUUUCAGGUGCCCUCUCCCGCCCACAAACCAUUCCGCCAUGGUAACUUUGCGGGGUGUGAAAGAUGGUUUUAGGGCUGCAAAUCUGACUGCGGCGCCUGCCUCUUGGUCAAAGCUGGUCUACACAGCGGCACUGGAUGGGGACACUGCGGUGGUAUUUGUGAAAGGGUUGAAUUUGAGGCCAGACAGGGAAUCAAAUCCCAGCCAAUUCAGUUGCCGUUUCUGGUUGGGGAAGAGGGUCGAGGUCUGGACUAGGGCCAUAACAGCUGCCCAGGAGAUCAUCAGGUGCUCUUUACCUUCCAGAAUUAACAAGUCUCCCGAGAAAGCAUUGGGCAGUAGCGUGACCAUUGGGAUGAUAUCUCCACUCGGGGUCCGCACAGGAGAGGAACACAGCCGCCGCCGCAUUGUCUUCCCUUCUGUGGCCGAGAUUUCGAGCUUGGAAUCUGCCAGUGGCAAGGGAAGGGGCAAGAAGCGCGAACUCUGUGUGUGUACGAUGGUGUGGAACCAAGCAUCCGCUCUGCGCGAGUGGAUCACAUACCACGCUUGGCUCGGUGUGGAGAGGUGGUUUAUCUAUGACAACAAUAGCGACGAUGAGAUCAAGAGCUUGAUCGACCUUCCCGAUAUGCGAAGCCUGAACGUCACUAGGCACGUUUGGCCGUGGAUCAAGACGCAGGAAGCUGGGUUCUCGCAUUGCGCCCUGAGGGCCAAACAGGAAUGCAAUUGGGUUGCCUUCAUGGACGUUGAUGAGUUCUUCCACCUUCCGUAUUCAUCGGCACGUCGAAGGUUCCGGAAGCCCGGGUUCGCUUCUCAAAAUGCCCUCCGGGAAUUGGUGAUGACUGUCUCUUCUUCGCCGUCGUUGCAGGUGGGAGAGAUUAGAACAGUGUGCCACAGCUACGGGCCGUCUGGGUUGGAUCGCCCGCCGGCUCAGGGAGUGACUGUGGGGUACACCUGCAGGCUCAAGAACCCAGAGAGGCACAAGUCUAUCGUGCGGCCGGAUGCAUUGGACACGACGCUGCUGAACGUGGUCCACCAUUUCCGCUUGAGGAAGGGGUUCCAGUACUUGGAUCUGCCCCAGGGCGUGGCGGUCAUAAACCACUACAAGUACCAGGUGUGGGAGGUUUUUAGGGCCAAGUUUUUCAGGAGAGUGGCGACGUACGUUGCAGAUUGGAAGGAGAACCAAAAUGAAGGGUCGAGGGAUAGAGCGCCUGGGUUGGGGACGGAGGCCAUUCAGCCCCCCAAUUGGCGUUUACAGUUCUGUGAGGUCUGGGAUACCGGCCUUCGGGACUUCAUUUUGGCCAACUUUGCUGCUCGCUCUUCCAUGGCUUUGCUGCCCUGGGAGAUUGGUCCAUGAUGAUGGUGAACAGCUAGCUAUGAUUCUUUCUCUCUAUUCUUUCUCCCAUAUUUUACAUUGGGCUCAGCAGUCAGGUUUUUUUAAAGGUUGUUUUACAGACUCAAGGAUGAGGCCAUCCGCCAUAGGGCAGUCAGGAUAGAUAUGUUUCUUUGUUUUUGUUUUGCAUAUAUCUGUACUUGUGUAACAUUUUGGUUAUAUGAUGAUAGUUCUUGUAUUGUCUUGUAUACACGAGAGUGGUGAAAUGACGACCAUGAAUACUUUUUUAUGUUUUUAUUGUAAAUUUGCAACUUCUGCUUCCUGAGGGAGGCUCGGUCUUUCGCAAACUCCCUUCAU
Molecule: messenger RNA, 2292 nt
Organism: Cuscuta epithymum
Lineage: Eukaryota; Viridiplantae; Streptophyta; Magnoliopsida; Solanales; Convolvulaceae
Source: the annotation of a GenBank genome assembly